AUCUAGUCAAAGCAUGACAAGUGAAAUGGCUAUGGAGCAACUAAAACAACAUUUGUCUAAGAUAAGAUCACCCGCUGGCGGCGAGAAGGUCUACAAAGAUGAAUGUGCAUAUUCUUUUGAUAAUCCUGAGAGUGAAGAUGGGCUGUACGUGUGUAUGAACACAUUCCUUGGUGUGGGAAAGAAACAUCUGAUGAGACACUACAACAAGACAGGAAAUGCUGUGUUUCUCAGGAUCAAGAGAAUUCGCAUUGAAAUUCCGCAGGCAGAGGAGACAGAGCCUCAAGUGAAACCAACAAAACUUGCAAUAGGAGUGGAGGGAGGGUUCCAGGUGGAUGAGAAGAAGUUCCGGUUUGAGGAGACAACCUCCAUCGUGGUCAUGCCUGACUACCUGGAGAUAGCAGUGCCAAACCCAGAUCUCCCCGACGCUGUCCAGAUCUCCGUGGCAACCAUCCUGAUGGCCGAGGAUGCAUGGAAGGUUGAGGAAGCAGCAGCCAUGGCAGGAACCUGGGACGGGGAGAUCCGACAGAAAUCCAGACAUGCAGAUAACCUGCUCCAACUGGACAAUGGCCGCAAGAUUCCACCUAGUGGCUGGAAGUGUGAGAGAUGUGACCUUACCACCAACCUCUGGCUCAACCUCACAGACGGAUCCAUACUCUGUGGACGCAAAUUCUUUGACGGCAGUGGCGGCAACAACCACGCUGUGGACCACUUCGCAGAGUGCAAGUAUCCCCUUGCUGUCAAACUGGGCACCAUUACCCCUGAUGGAGCAGACGUGUACUCGUAUGACGAGGAUGACAUGGUGCUGGAUCCACAUCUGACAAAGCACCUGGCACACUUCGGCAUCAAUAUCGCAGCCAUGCAGAAGACCGAGAAGACGAUGUUGGAGCUUGAGAUUGAUCUGAAUCAGAAGAUUGGCGAGUGGGACGUCAUCCAGGAGGCAGGGAGCAAACUGACACCGAUGUACGGCUCGGGAUAUACUGGGAUGCGUAACCUUGGCAACAGUUGUUAUAUGAACUCUGUUAUGCAGGUGAUGAUGACGAUUCCUGACUUCCAGCAAAGAUAUUAUGCAAAAGAGGAGGAAAUAUUCCAGUCUGCACCAUCCAUUCCUGCUGGAGACUUUAAUGCUCAAAUGGCUAAGUUAUCUCAUGGUCUGAUGUCUGGGGACUACUCCAAGCCCCCAGUAGAAGGGGAGUCCGAUACACAGCUAGUCCCACCACCAACAGGUAUUCGGCAGCAGAUGUUUAAGACGUUGGUUGGACGAGGACAUCCGGAGUUCUCCACCAAGAGGCAACAAGAUGCACAGGAGUUCUUCCUUCAUAUCCUCACACUCAUAGAGCGUAACAGUCGGGGGCAUGUCAAUCCGUCUGACUGUUUCCGGUUUGAGAUUGAGGACAAGGUCAAGUGUUGUGGGUCAGGGAAGGUCAAGUACACAACGAGAGAGGAUUACUGUCUGGCUUUACCGGUGCCGAUGGAGGCAGCCACCAAUAUAGAGGAAGUGGCAGCUUAUGAAGCCCGGAAGAAGGAAUUAGAAGAGAAAAAGGAAACAAUAGACCCCAAGUCAAUAGUCCGGCCACGCAUCUCACUGUCUGCUUGUCUGGAAGCAUUCUCAUCUGUUGAAGUCAUUGAUGAUUUCUACAGCUCUGCCUUGAAGGCAAAAACUCAAGCUCACAAGACAACUCGGUUCCGGACAUUCCCAGAUUAUUUAUUUGUACAGAUGAAGAAGUUUACCAUAGGUCAAGAUUGGGUCCCCAAAAAGCUAGAUGUUUCUUUGGGUAUGCCUGACGACCUUGACAUUUCUGCUUUGAGAGGUGAAGGUCUUAAGGCAGGAGAAGAAGAGUUACCUCAGGAUCAAGCACAACAGCCAGCAAUAGAGAUAGACCAGACCACAGUGAACCAGCUGAUGGAGAUGGGUUUUGACCCCAAUGGAUGUCGGAAGGCUGUGUAUCACACCAACAACACUGGGGUGGAGGCAGCAAUGAACUGGGUGAUGGAACACAUGGGAGAUGCAGACUUUGCUACCCCUCUAGUGCUGCCAAACUCUGCAUCAUCAGGGGGGGCACAGUUCACCCCGUCAGAGGAGGCACUGGUCAUGAUUAUGUCCAUGGGCUUCACCAGGGACCAGGCGGUCAAGGCACUCAAGGCCACGGACAACAAUAUCGAGAGAGCAGCUGAUUGGAUAUUCAGCCACGUAGACGAGCUGGAUCAGCCAAUGGAAACAGAUCAAGGUCAGGCCGCUGCCCCGGCAACACCCAAGUUCCGUGACGGGCCAGGAAAGUAUCAACUUGUAGCUUUCAUCAGUCACAUGGGCACAUCUACCAGCGUGGGUCACUACGUAUGUCAUAUUCUGAAGGAUGGGAAGUGGGUGAUAUUUAACGACGAAGAAGGUGGCCCAGUCAGAGCAUCCCCUAAAGACCUGGCCUACCUCUACCUGUACCGGAGAUGCUGAAUCUGCAAGGCAGUACCACAUGAUAAAUCCUGACUAUCAAACGCUUGAGUAAUGUCAAGCCUAAACAAUCUAAGACCCACAAAAUGUUACUGAGUCAGCAAAAUGUCUGAUACUCAGUGGGUUCUUUAUAACAUUCUUCAAUUGGUAAGUCAUUCGGUCAGAAUGCUAUAUACCUUUUACAACACAGAAGCAGAUAACUUGUUUGUGAGGAGACAGUUUUAGACAUACCUGUUUCACAGUCAAACACUUUGCUUGGUCAAUGAUCUGUUCACUGAUAAUUAACCUGUGUCACUCUUGGAUGCCAGGAUGCGUGGGUUCGGAGUGCAGAUACACCCACAUCAUGGUCCUUGGGACCUGGAACUGAUCAUCAUGGGUUCAGAUCCUGUAUCUGCCUGAUUGUCAUCCAUGGUUGGUCACCUCCAAACUUGACCUUGUUGGAUUCACCAGCGGGAUAAAUGUCAUAGACAUCACUUUGGGAUUUCAACAGUAAGAGACAUGUUAUGAUAUAACUUAAAUGUGGCGUUUAAUUCAAUCAUUCACUUGAUUGCAUUCAUCUUCCUAACGAAGGUCUGAGUUAGAAUUGGUCUUCAAUCCUUGCUUCUUGUAAGAGGCAAAAUCACAGGAUUGGGGCCAGGCUGGCUGAUGUUCUGGUAGUUCCUGCAUGUCAUCGGAUCCCAGUGAAGUAGGUCGAUGCUCAUAACGUCCAUCACUGGAUUUUCUGGUGAAGACUCAAUUAUCUUCACAGCCACCGCACAGCUGGAAUAUUGCUGAGUGUGGAGAUAAACAAACAAACAAACAACAUUGAUGUAGGUCAUUUAUCACAUUACACAUCGAUCUGAAGGACUGAUGUUUAAAAAGAUUGAGAAAUAGUGUAGUUCACCUUGCAAUAUAUAUAUCUAGAUUAUAUAUAAUGUCAAGCAUUACUUGGCCACCCCAUUGAAUUAACAAGUCACUGGAGUAAACAGUGUUGAAGGAGGUUGUGUAUAACUAUAUAACUAUAACUGUGCAGCUGAUGUGCUAUGAUCUGUAGCCUGCAGUGGUGUACUGAACACAGAACCAUCCUGCUCGAUGUACUAGUAGUCAGAUGCAGCUUCUGAUGGCUAUUGUCUGUGUGGUGAUGUUGUGCUCACAACACUGUUGCCAGUAGCUGUACUAGUGACUGCUCACCUUUAGCCCUAAGCCCAAUGCAAGUCUUUGUUAUAGGCACUUGUACCAACACAGUUGCAAGUCUUUGUUAAACUAGUUAUGACAUUGUUUGUGCAACUGGACCCUAAACCUGCUAAGCACCAACAGUGAUUAUAUUUUAUUCAUUUGCACUACUGCAGUAAAACUGUUGCUAUUAUAUGUGUAGUUUAUGUUGGAAGUACAACAGUGUCAGUUCAAAAUUUGGCAGAUUGUCUACUCUCCCAGCUGUAGCUACUCAAGACAUUUUGGCCACCUCUAGGCCAAUAAAUGUAUAGCAUCUGACAAGAACGUCUUUGUUGGAAUAAAGUUACCGAAUCACAUAUGUUGCCAUUUUCACCUGUACAAAAUAUCUUAUUGCACGUAAGUCCAAAUGUUAUUGAAGAUGGCGUUAAUUGUAACAGUGCUAGACUCCAUGUGUGCCUUUUGAUAAUCAGUAUGCAAUACCCGGGUCAUCUCCCAGAGGAAAGAUUGCCCACCAAACAUAUCACAGUCUAUUUUUAACUGGGCAUUCGUGUGGGAUUGUGGACCCUCUUGCCCUUGGAAGAUGUUCUGGGUGGUGUAAGCAACAUGUUUCUGACUGUAAGUGCUUCGUUUAACUUCGCAACUGUGAGAAUAUAAUAACGGGGAAUUAUUUCAGGAACUUGUCCUUGACCUUCUGAAUGGCUCUCACUGGAAAUAGGUGCAAGAAUGCUGACAUAGCUUCAAUAUUCACUCUGUGCAACCAGUCAUCUGUAAGUAGAGUAUCCACUGUUGUGGACUAACGUCACCCCGACUCCUUGCUACAGAGCAAUCUUUGCACUACUUCGUUUGUAAGUUGUGAUAUUCUUAGUUGUAAGAUCUCAUUGUGAAACU
This is a messenger RNA of Haliotis rubra (blacklip abalone), 4483 nucleotides long. Its product is annotated as ubiquitin carboxyl-terminal hydrolase 5-like. Gene Ontology annotation, molecular function: cysteine-type deubiquitinase activity; protein binding; zinc ion binding. Lineage: Eukaryota; Metazoa; Mollusca; Gastropoda; Lepetellida; Haliotidae. The coding region runs from base 14 to 2446 and encodes 810 amino acids. The transcript is spliced from 20 exons. The record is from RefSeq and is a predicted model, not a curated record. Gene Ontology annotation, biological process: protein deubiquitination.